ACGGCGCUCAGGCCGUGGCUUACUGGCUUCCACCCACAGCCUUCGCACUUCCCUCCUUCCUCGCAAAUGGCCGUCGCCGUCCCCAACGCUCCCGGCCGCCUCUUCCUUCUCCAAUCCACCCCGUUCCCGAACCCUAGCAGCUCGGCAUCCGCCGCUCGAGCCCAAUCCUUCCGCGUACCACCCCUCCGCCUCUCGCUAUUCCGACGCAUGGCUGGGCGCUCGCUGACGGUGAUCGCAGGCGCCUCCGGCGGCUCCGAACGAGAUCUCAGCGCCUCCGCAGUCUCCGUGGAGGCCCUGGACUCCGUCGCCUCCGAUUCUGACUUAGAGACGAAGGAGCCCAGUGUGUCGACGAUGCUGACGAGCUUCGAGAACUCGUUCGACAAGUAUGGGGCUCUGAGCACACCGCUGUACCAGACCGCCACCUUUAAGCAGCCUUCAGCUACAGAUUAUGGAACUUAUGAUUACACUAGAAGUGGUAACCCUACUCGUGAUGUUCUCCAGAGCCUCAUGGCUAAGCUUGAGAAAGCAGAUCAAGCAUUCUGCUUCACCAGCGGGAUGGCGGCGUUAGCUGCAGUAACACACCUCCUUCAGGCUGGACAAGAAAUAGUUGCUGGUGAGGACAUAUAUGGUGGUUCUGAUCGUCUACUCUCGCAAGUUGUGCCAAGAAAUGGAAUAGUUGUAAAACGAGUAGAUACAACGAAAAUUAGUGAUGUGGUGUCUGCAAUUGGACCCUCCACUAGACUGGUUUGGCUCGAAAGUCCCACGAACCCUCGUCAGCAAAUUACUGACAUUAAGACAAUCUCAGAGAUAGCGCAUUCUCAUGGUGCUCUUGUUUUGGUUGACAACAGCAUCAUGUCUCCAGUGCUCUCCCGUCCUAUAGAACUGGGAGCUGAUAUCGUGAUGCACUCGGCUACCAAAUUUAUAGCGGGACAUAGUGAUCUUAUGGCUGGAAUUCUUGCAGUGAAGGGUGAGAGUUUGGCUAAAGAGGUAGGGUUUCUGCAAAAUGCUGAAGGGUCGGGUCUGGCACCUUUUGACUGCUGGCUUUGCUUGAGGGGAAUCAAAACCAUGGCUCUGCGGGUGGAGAAACAACAGGCUAAUGCCCAGAAGAUUGCUGAAUUCCUGGCGUCUCACCCGAGGGUCAAGCAAGUAAACUACGCUGGGCUUCCUGACCAUCCUGGGCGAGCUUUACACUAUUCCCAGGCAAAGGGAGCGGGCUCUGUUCUCAGUUUUCUCACCGGCUCACUGGCCCUCUCAAAGCACGUCGUGGAGACCACCAAGUACUUCAGCGUAACAGUCAGCUUCGGGAGCGUGAAGUCCCUCAUCAGCCUGCCGUGCUUCAUGUCCCACGCAUCAAUCCCUGCCUCGGUCCGCGAGGAGCGUGGCCUAACCGACGACCUCGUCCGGAUAUCGGUCGGCAUCGAGGAUGUCGAGGACCUCAUCGCCGAUCUGGACCGCGCGCUCAGAACUGGCCCGGUGUAGACAUCGCCGAUCCUUAGGUCAUGUCAAGCUAUCUUUUGAUGAUUCAUUGGUUGACUGCUUGCGUGAUGAUAAUAAUGGGAAUGUUGCUUGGAUACGCCGCUGCUACGCCUUCUCGUACUAGUCCGCUAGGAUUUGUUCACCUUGGGUGAAAGGCUGCCCGCUGUCGAGCUGUCGGCUUGUGGGAUGUGGCCACCGGCGGCAGCAGUGCCGCGGUGAGCAAACAUGCCUGUGGUUUCUUCCGUGCAUGCCCUGAAUUCUCUAUCGUUAGCACUUGUACAUCCCAAUUUGUGUGUAGGAAAACGCGAACGCCACGCAUUUUA
Molecule: messenger RNA, 1799 nt
Organism: Zea mays
Lineage: Eukaryota; Viridiplantae; Streptophyta; Magnoliopsida; Poales; Poaceae
Product: Cystathionine beta-lyase chloroplastic
Biological process (GO): 'de novo' L-methionine biosynthetic process; transsulfuration
Cellular component (GO): cytoplasm
Molecular function (GO): pyridoxal phosphate binding; cysteine-S-conjugate beta-lyase activity
Source: RefSeq, marked validated